Messenger RNA from Linum trigynum, 5296 nucleotides. Lineage: Eukaryota; Viridiplantae; Streptophyta; Magnoliopsida; Malpighiales; Linaceae. The record is from the annotation of a GenBank genome assembly.
UGAAAAAGAACUACUGCUUCCCGAACUGCUUGCGCUUGUUCCUACUUUCGGUUUCUUCUUCUUCUAGCAGGGACACUUCAUUAAAUCAUCUCGUGGCCGUUUCUUACUAGGACCUGAAUCAGAGUCAGAUGAAUCCCUUUCACGGAUGACUACUUGUCGAGAUUCAUAGGUUGCAGGAUGUUUUACAACAGGUUCUUUUUUUGCCAGUUGCUCUUUUGUCGUCGACACAUAGCAUGGAGUCUUUGUUCUCGCCAUUCCUGGUACACAGAUAACAAAACUACCUUGUUAGACAUAUUUAUUAAAACUUACAAUACCAACCCUAUGAAACAUUCAAAAAAGAUAGUAUCAGGAAUGCCUAUGAUACGUGUACAACUAGUGUUAGUGGUACAAGUAUCACUAGUGGUACACGUAUCACUAGUUGUACUUGUACAUUUAUCAUUAGUGUUACCGGUACACUAAUCCCUAAUGGUACUGGUACAAGUACCACUAGUGUUACUGAUACACGUAUCACUAGUAGUACAUAUACCACUACAAAACAUUCUACCACUACUACUAGAACUGGUACCAAUACCACUACCACACCAAUUCAAAGUACCACUGCAUUAUUCAAACAACACACAAGCUACUAAAGAAAGGAAUGGCUGGUAUAAAGAAACCUCCCCUGGUAUGUUUUCAACCGCCGUAUAAAGUAUCGAGGGAGGAAGGAUGUCCGGCGAUGCAAUGAAAGAACGGAAAAAAUGAAUGGUUAUGAUUUGGAUUAAAUCACGGUUGGCCGCUGGGAAAGGACGAUCGAAGAGGAGGUAAGGCCGCUGGGAAACGACCAGUUCAAGCCAGUCCAUAGAACUUCAAUUGAGCAAAAUUUUAAACGACCAGAAUCAAGAAGAAAGGAAUGGAGGAAAUAGACCCGAAUUGCCUUUACUCUCAACGACCAAGUCUUCGAACCCAGUGGGGAAAUGAGCAAGAUGAUGCAGGGGAAAGGAAACCGACGACAAUGUUUAUCGACGACGAUGCAAGGGUUUUCUUUGUGGGUUAUGGGAGCUGAUGGAGGCUGGCCAGGCGAACGGCUUUUUUGCGAGGAAGGUGGCGGAUUAGUGUCCGAAAAUCUUUCCCCUUUCAAAACUGAAUUUCGCGUGACACCAUAGGAGGAGUAGGGGAACGGAUCCAGUGGAGCACCUAUCCAUUUUGCCCUUGAUGAUUAUCGACCGCCAGAUCGUGAGGAAGGGAGAUGGGCGGCUGGGAAGGGGGAAGCGAGAUUGACAACCCCUUUAGGGGGUUGUCACACUAUCCAAUCCCUCGGAUUUGUUGUCAUCAAAUACAUGAAGUAAACAAUAAACUUUGGACAAAGUUGAUGAUAGAUCCAAAUCUAUCACCAAAUCCAUCAAACAAACAAAAAUCAGACUCUACUCGUGGCUCCUCGCGCAUGCAGUGGUAGCUGGUAAGAGUUUGCCACAUUAUGUUUCCAUCGUAUCAUUGUAAGAAUUGGUUAAUUGUGAACCGUGAUUACUUCUCUUCGUAUAAACCUAUAUAGUGUUCAUACUUUAUUGGUUUAAUUGGUACAUUAGAUCGAACACUCGUAUAGGAGGUUGUAUCGGAAAAGUAAGUGGUACUAUGGUAGACCUAUGAGUAAUCAGAUAUGGACCUUCCAUUUUAAGUGGACCCAGAAAAUUUAGAUUUAAGGCUUGUGAAUUAAAUACAUUUUAUUUUCCCUAAUUUUUUUAAUUGGCUCUUUAUGUUUUUCGUUUGAGCUCGGAUUUCAAUUUUGUUUGCAUAGAUAGAACGAGUUCGUUGUGCUCUUCAAAAUGAGAUCAAUUUUCAAUAUUUUAUUAGAAUUUUUUUCAUACCUCUCGUUACCAACUUCAUACCAUAUGGUAACUUCUUCAUUUUUAAGUCGUUUUUGAAACUAUUUGCUUAGAAGGAAUGAGUUCAUCAUGAUCUAUUAGAUCUACAAAUUUCCGGGUGAAAAAAAUACAUGACAAAAAAUUACCAUACUUUACCAUCCUGGUAUGGGGGUGGUAACUUGUGGUAAAUAAUGAUAAAAGUCGUAAAUGACAAUUAGUAUACUCCUACUAUCAUGCAUGUAUUCAACAUUCCUACACUUUUAGUAUGCUCAUACGAUCAUGGUACACUUUCUUACCAUAUGGUAUGCUCCUAUGUGCAUUGUUGGUCACUAAGAUUACAAAAAACGUUCAUGUUUGGUCACUCGAAAUAUUUAAAUCCAUUCGUGGUCACUAACUUUACAUUUUUCGUUUCAUCAUUAGUCACUCUCCGUUCAAUAAUAGGUGACCGUUAAAUAAAUGACAUGUCCAUUAAAAAAUAAAAAAAUAAUUUUUUUAAUUAUUUAACAAUUCCACCUCAUAACUACUUUGCACUUAUCUAAUACCGGGGGGGGGGGGGGGGGGGGGGGGGAUCCCUAAUUCAUAUUUUUUGCGGUGGCCUUUAAGUGCUCUUUCUCCCUAUUCAGUAUGCACUCAUCAUUGUGUCGCUCCAAGAUAUGUUGGCCUGAAACACGUAACGCCCAACACCGCCGCCCUAAACUUACCUAUGCCAAAAGAAGAAGAAUUCGGAGGCGAAACCAAGUGUGGAGGUUUGUUCGCCUGAAAUCGCUAGUCGUCGUCCUCGUCAAUCCUUGUCAUCGCCGCCAGCAACACCCAACCUUCCUCCUCCGACUAUGUCCACUACCGCCGUCAAUAGUCACCUCUACAACAUCUUCUUCCUUUCUUGCGGUGGUUGGUUCGUUAGAAGUUGAAGUUUCACCAAAGAGCUGGCGAAUCUGGGUUGGCAAAGAGAGAGCUUAGAAAUUGAGUUCCGGAUCUACCGUCUCUUCUCAGCGUCGGUCUUCCCUUGAAUCGAGAGUCGCGCGACGAGACCAUACUUAUGCAUCCAAGAAUCGGGAGCUAUCGCGGGUCCAUACUUUUGCAUCCAAGAAUCAAGAGUCGUCGUUGAGAUUGAGAUCAAAGGAAGAAGAAACGUUUGUUUUUUUUGGGAACGACGAUUGAUGUUGGCUUGGGAUUUAUGGGGAUAGGGUUGCGAUUCUGGGGAUGGCGUCGAGGAUGGAGACCAGCGGAAGAAAAAGCGUUCCACCUUAUUCCGAGCUCGCCGACGCAAAUUCCCCAAAUCUGAAGAUGUCUUCGCCGACGAUUCCUCUCUCUUUAUCCUCAAUUCAGGCGGCGAAACAUGUGGAUAGGCUUGGUUUGCGUCGCCGUCAACUCCCAUCAACCCACCAAUUUGCGACUCCCGCGGGCAUGGAUCCCAAUCGCAACUCCAGGAAGCAGAGGAGGGCCAGGAUGCUACUCUAAAGGAAAAUCUCGUUGCCGCCAGCGACCGCGCCAGAGAGGAGAUGGAGGUGGUGGAUGGAGUCUGUGAAGAGACGCACGACUCAUUUUAAGUUUUUUUAGUUUUAAUAGCGGUGAAACUUAUGUGGAAAAUUUAAACAAUUAAAUUUUAUUUUUUAUUAAUUAUUUAUUAGCUACAUCCCUUGUUUAAUGGUCUACUAUGAAAGUUGAAUGCCACAUCAGAAAAAAUAAACGGAGUUGGACGGAGAGUGACCAAACUUGAACGCUUAAACUAAUUUUAGUGACCACGAAUGGAUUUAAAUAUUUCUAGUGACCAAACAUGAACGUUUUUGUAAUUUCAGUGACCAACCAUGCAAUUAAACCAAUUUUUUUGUUCUAAAAAUAUAUCAAACUGAAUAUCAUUUUAAAGAGCACAACUAAUCUGAUUUAUCUGUGCAAAAAAAAUUAAAAUCUAACUUAAAAUGAGAGAGAAACUGUCCAUUACAAAUUAAAAGAAAAGGAUAAAAGAAUUUUCAUGAAAGAGAGGGAUGCUCAUGGUUACUCAUGAUUACAGACCUGAUCUGCUUCCGGAUUUGACUACCCUGCUUGGCGACAGCCCAGAGCAUCGGGAAAUAAGAAAGUAAAGUCAAGAGAAAAUGAUGGUGGAAAAGAACAUUCCAAACAACUAAACAUGUUUGGGUACAAAUAAGAUACCGAUACUCUAAAGAUAUUUAUUUUCCCUGUCAAUUAUAUUGAGUCACAAGCGGUAAUGAUGGGUACCCGUUCCUACAUCAACAGCCACCCAGCAAUUCCGUGAUCGCUUUGCUCCACACCAAUCAGUUCACCGUCCUCAUUGCCUAACGCAAUGCAACAUAACUUCAACGGUUAGAAUAUUUCCAUUGGUUUUUUUAUAUGUGACAAAGAGGAGAUUUGAUUUAUUGGGAACUUCACGCACAAAUGAGAACACGAUUGGCACAAGUUGUUUUCAAUAAAAGAUGGUUGGCUGGCUGGAGCAAUUAAUUUUGCUUUUUUCUGGUUUGGAGAUUGUUGGGGAAAUUAAUUUGAAAACACGAGAGCAUGAAUGUGGUUGCCUCCUCUCUGUGAGGGUUUAAAUUGAUCAAAUCUCAAGAAGUUGGUCAGUCACACCAACACCACCUUGCCCUAUUCAACUACUACAAUGCUUUCUUAAACAGCUGUUUUAAUCCACAUGUAGGAAACAUAAAGUACUUAUCAAUAGUCAUAUAUAAUUCUAUACAUACUAUUUAUGGAAAACAACUAAUUUUUCAUGAUUAAUUUUAACGAGUUAUAUCUCUUUGUUUUCAGUCGUAAUUUUUUUAAAGCUAAAUAAGAUUAAUUUGUACUAUUCAAAAUGACAUCCGCUUUGAUAUGGGAAGAGUUUGGGUUGUGGUGGCGAGAGUAAGCAUUCUGGGUUGAGAAAGUGAUAACACCCAAAUUGGUGUUAUUUACCUUUCAUAUCUAGGUUUGUUUCGUGCUAAUUAAUUCAUGUGCAUAAUCAGAAGAAUAUCAUCGAUUGCAUUCUUAUUUCGUUCCUAUUUGAUUACAUCGUGGUUUUAGGGUGCUUUAGACGAUAUAUGUGAAUUAGGUACGAAAAAGGGCACAAGCGUAUCAAAAUGGACAGGAAGCUGUUGAUCACAACCUGAAGGGGAAGAUCUCGACAGAGAAAACAUACAACGAAACAGAGGUGAAGAUCGCGGCCCGAGAACCCAAGUUCGCGGCCGCGAAACUUGAGCUAUUGGGCGCGAACUUCGUGGAGAAGCCAACCGAGAAAGAACAGAAAGUUUCGUCAGUCUGGUCACGGUCACCACCUCACCUGAGCGCGAGGAAGUUCGCGACCAUUAGUCAGCUCGUGAACUCCCAGCAAACGAAGCGCAAAACGGCGACGCCUGAAGAUCGCGGUCUCGUGGGAAAAGAUCACGAGCGCGAUAUCCCCCUGCUCAGCCGCGAACGUGUUCGUCCCCCUGAAGUCUAUAAAUAGACCAUUUUAAGAAAGUUGAUUUUGAAAU